CUGAUAACGAUGGCGAGUGCAUGGAAACCGUAAUGCAUCCAGGCCUACGAAACUCUGCGUUAUCAAAUCGUGUACAAGAGAGCGAGGAGAGCACAAAUGCCUAUUGGCUACAGAAGGGUAAAGAAUUUGUGCGCAAACAAGCAGCAGCGAAGUUUAACAAGCGCGUAGCCAAGAAUGUCAUACUAUUUCUGGGCGAUGGCAUGGGCGUGAACACGUUUACGGCAGCGCGCAAUCUGCUGGGUGGCGAAGAGAAGCAGCUUUCCUUUGAGAAGUUCCCGCACACCGGCUUUUCGAAGACCUACUCGGUCAACACGAUGGUGCCCGACUCUGCUUCCACAUCUACCGCGUACUUGUGUGGCGUGAAAGGCAAUCACGGCACAAUCGGCGUCAACGGACGUGUGGAACGUGCCGACUGUGAAGGUAUGCGCAAUUCCAGCAAUCACGUACAUUCGAUAGCGAAAUGGGCUUUGGACGCUGGCAAAUCGGCUGGUCUUGUGACCACCACACGCGUAACGCACGCGUCACCAGCGGGUAUGUAUGCGCAUGUCGCAGAUCGUGAGUGGGAGAAUGACGCUGUGCUAGCGACAGAUUGCGGUCGGGAUUCAGAACUGCCCGAUAUAGCGCAACAGCUCGUACAUGGCGAGGUCGGCAAGCAGCUUAAAGUGAUAUUCGGCGGUGGGAAGCGUGAGUUUAUCGACUCUUCAAUUUAUAAGAAGGGCAAUCGACAGGAUGGACGUAAUUUGAUUGAGGAAUAUCAACAGCAGUCGACGCGUAAUGCCUACGUGGAGACAUUUGAAGAAUUAGACGAUUUGGAUUUGAGUGUUUACGAUCGAGUCUUGGGUUUAUUCCACAAGUCACAUUUGGAUUACUAUUUGGACGCGGAUGAAACACAACCGACACUGAAAGAGAUGACUGUGCGCGCAAUUGAAAUGCUACAAAAAGAUGAAAACGGAUUCUUUCUCUUUGUGGAGGGCGGACGUAUUGAUACAGCGCAUCACAAAAAUUUGGCGGAAUAUGCAUUAGCCGAGACUGUAGAAUUCUCAAAAGCCAUUGAAGCAGCACGUGAGAUGACAUCGGAAGAAGAUACGCUCAUUGUAGUGACGGCAGAUCAUUCGCAUGCUUUCACAAAUGCCGGCUAUCAGAAUCGUGGUAGCGAUAUUUUCGAUGUCACACCAACCAAAGCCGAUGAUGACAAGUCGUACUUGGCGUUGAGUUACGCAAAUGGACCCGGUUUCGAAGAAUAUUACAACACUAAAAAGUAUAAGCGUCGCAAUCCUGAGAAAGUUCGCGAGACAACCUAUACAUUUCCGGCCACAGUUCCCUUGGAGAGUGCAACACAUGGCGGUGAAGAUGUAGCGGUAUUUGCUUCAGGGCCUUGGUCUCAUCUCUUCACCGGCGUGUAUGAACAAAAUACCGUACCACAUUCGAUGGCGUAUGCGGCGUGCUUGGGGGAUGGUCUGAAAGCCUGCUGACGGAAUGUGAUUGGAUAA
Rhagoletis zephyria (snowberry fruit fly) is the source of this 1490-nucleotide messenger RNA. RefSeq names its product membrane-bound alkaline phosphatase-like. The record is from RefSeq and is a predicted model, not a curated record. Gene Ontology annotation, biological process: dephosphorylation. Gene Ontology annotation, molecular function: alkaline phosphatase activity. Lineage: Eukaryota; Metazoa; Arthropoda; Insecta; Diptera; Tephritidae.